Manihot esculenta (cassava) is the source of this 1789-nucleotide messenger RNA. RefSeq names its product molybdopterin synthase sulfur carrier subunit. Lineage: Eukaryota; Viridiplantae; Streptophyta; Magnoliopsida; Malpighiales; Euphorbiaceae. The record is from RefSeq and is a predicted model, not a curated record. Gene Ontology annotation, cellular component: cytosol. Gene Ontology annotation, biological process: Mo-molybdopterin cofactor biosynthetic process. The transcript has 3 exons. The coding region runs from base 1207 to 1518 and encodes 103 amino acids.
CAUACGCGUUUAAUGGUUGAACGUGUCGCUGCAGUUCAACUUCAAUCUAAUUCACGAUUUUCUCAACCCGCUUUGAAGCCAUCACUGCCUUUUCCGUCAUUGUCGUCGUCGAUUUCCUCCGAUUUGAAGCUAUUGUUGUCGCCGUCGUUCGUGGUUGCUGUUUCAGCACCUUGAAUCCAUCACUAAAGUUGUUGUAGUUGAACUGAAGGGGGCAGGCUCGCAAGAAGCCGUAAAUUAGAGUGUGUGAGGAUUUUGUCCAUCUAUAUAAAAACUUGUUUUUGCCAUUGAUGGUGGAGGAGAAUGGGGAAGCCAUUAAAAAUUAGGGUUGUAUGUCCAGAAAUUUGGAGAGGGGAUUUUGAGGGACCAAUCUGAAAAUAUCCAGAUCUGCCACUAUUGUCUAUUUCCUCCUAAACGACAUCUCUCUCUCCUAAAAACGUCUUGGACCCUUGCGGUUUCACCAAAGCACUUCCAAUCCCUCAGCUUAUCGAUCCCUUCUACAGCGAAACCCCACCCCUGAUGCUCCUCUCUCCUUGGCUUCCAGCGCCACCAUCUCCUUCGACCUAACUCACAAAAUCAGCUCCCAACCAGAACGCCGACGUUCCCUGGCUCCAUCGUCUCCUUCUCCACGAUCCCUACUCUAUUCCAACACUCCCGAAACUCACAGAACCCAGAAGCUCAGAGAACCCAAAAUUGCCAUACUCCUUCACCAUCGCCUCUCCCUCACCUGCCAAAAUACUGACCCGAAGCCCCCUUGCCCACCUCGUCAGUUCCUUCAUCUCCUCUCCCUUCCCGAUUCCGCACCUCAAAUACCCCUUUCAUUCUCUGGCGAUACCAACACCUUUACCAUUAAACCCAGUUGUGGCACCAUACCCACGAUUCUCCUUAGUCACUCUCGAGUAGACCCAUCUCAGACUUAACCAACAGCUCUGCAUCUAUUCCAGUUCGGAACUCAGCUUCCUCGCCGUGUCUGCUCCCGGACCCUCAUCUGAGCACAGAAUCGCAAUAUCAGUUCAAAGGGGCACCAGCAUUACUGGCCAGCAGAAACAGAGCAUUCGUUUGCCUCCAGACAGUAGAUUUACACUUGGGCAGUGACAGGCAUCCUUCCACCUGGGCAGUGACAGGCAUCCUUCCACCGGCUUCAACAUCAGAUUCUUGGGUCAAGAUUUGGGAUAUAUGUUGUACUUGCAUUAAUCCACUCUAUCUGCUAUGGAUGCUCUCAAAAUCAAGACAGAAAAUAUCAAUGAUAAACUUGUGGAGGGUAGGGGUUCAAAUGUGAAGAUAAAGAUCUUAUUCUUUGCCAGAGCUCGGGACAUAACUGGCUUGACUGAGAUGCCAUUAGAGGUAACAACUGGUAGCACUACAAGUGAUUGUUUGAAUAAGAUAGUUGCUAAGUUCCCCAGUUUGGAAGAGAUCCGUAGCUGCAUAGUUCUUGCUCUAAAUGAGGAAUACACAACCGAAGCUUCGGUUGUCAAAGAGAAAGAUGAGCUGGCAAUAAUACCUCCUAUAAGUGGUGGCUAAUUAUGCUCCCGCCAAAGGGUGAGCCGGUGUGCGUUCGUGUCGUGGCAUGAGCCUUGAGUUGAGGUCCCUUCAGCGGCAUGUCCCAUGGUCCUUUGGGAUCUCACACCGGUUGUGGAUGAGUGCAUGUGUGGACUUAUAUGUAAAUGAGCUUUGUCAAAGUCAUGGUUUUGACUUAAAUCCAAUAGUUGCAGUCUUUCUUUGAGUCCUAAUUGUGAAAAAAAAAAUGCUCAUGUCUUAAAAGGAUGUGCAAUGAAAAUAAGAUCAUUCUAUA